Spirometra erinaceieuropaei is the source of this 5506-nucleotide messenger RNA. NCBI's taxonomy places the organism in Eukaryota, Metazoa, Platyhelminthes, Cestoda, Diphyllobothriidea, Diphyllobothriidae. The record is from the annotation of a GenBank genome assembly.
AUGUUUAUUGGCCUUGGCGUGUUGCUUGUCAUAUUAGCCAUCCUUUCCGGUGCUAGCAUCUUUUGUCGCAGUGAAUUUCCAUUUACGACAGUACGUCACAUCCGCAUUCUGUGAAAUUUUAACAAUCACACAGUUCUUUGUCCUGUCGAUCCUGACCGCCCUUGUACACAUUGGACUGGGCAUCUUCAUUCUGGUCGUUGGAGGUCGCGUAAGAAUGACUAGUUUUUUGAUUUAAAACUACACACUCUCUCUCCCGCACAGGCUAGUACAGUUUUAAGUUCCCCUAUCACGGAUCAACUUGUUCUCGACCCUGGUGUCAUGGACACUUUGCAGAGUUCGGUAAGCUAAUUUAGUAAAAAAACAAACAAUCCCUGACCAACAGUUGGAAUGCUGCGGAAUGUAUUCUAGUGCUUAUUAUUCCGCGUGGAAUUUGCCACAAUCGUGUUGUCCAGAAAACACCACCGUCUGCGACAAAUCAACUGCCCACCCAGAAGUAAGUUGCGGUUCUUCAAGCGUGCCCAUUUUUGCACGCUCUUUUUAUCCUUUACGAGGCCUUUCCCUUAGAAGACGCAGGAACGAUAAAAUAAGCUUUCGAUUAUAGGCAUAUAUAUAUAUAUAUUAUCGUGUUUAUCAUCCCCCGAAGAGCGGAUGGUCGGAUCUUAUUUCGUAGGCGUACCUGCAGUAGACAAGCCCCAGCAUUGCCCCUAACUCAAACCUUUAACCCCAAAUUCAAACCCUAAACUUAACCCCUAACCCCUAAGAGAUACGGCUACGAAAUAGGAUCUUGAUGAGGCCGAUUUCAUGGACCAGGUUGUAUUCAUACUGCCGUUUCGGAAACUCUCGUUUACAUCAUCAGUCACUCGCUGUCCUUUCCUUUUGCCUUUGAUUUUUUCAGGCUUGCCGCCUGCCUCGUAUUAUAACCGUGGUCAGUACACGUGCGUUGACUAGCCUAUUUGCUGUUGGCUGGUUCUGGCCUGUCUGAUUUCGACCAUUGGCGGACUUGCGUGGCUUGUGCCCCCUUCGCGUCUGCCGUGGUUGCCGCUAAGUCAGCGUGCUAUUCGGCCUCCCCCUCGUCAGACGGUGGACUGGUCAACCGUUGCUGCUCGGGCGUGGUGUUUUCGGCCUUGGGGGCCUGUCCGUGUGAUAGUGUUCCACGCCGGUCACGUGGGUUACGGUUGGCGCCAUCCCUUUUCUCCGCGAGCGUCGACGGUCGGCCCCGUGUGAUUUCUUUCACCCCACCUAUUCAUCCUGUCUGGACUGACUCGAGCCUUGUGCGGAGUGCCUGUUAGGUGGGAUGUAGGUCUAUGACUCGGUUGAGCGUGCCAGUCGAGGACCAACUUUCCAGCACCAGUCUGGCCUAUUGAGCUGCUUAUGUAUUAUAUGUUGCAUGUGUCUUAUGACACAAAGUUCACUGUGGUCAGUAGUAAGCUGGCGGACGGACAGCAUUGAAUCAAGUGAGAAUCUAACCACAGCAAUGAGGGUCAAACGCUUACUUGACAUAUCUAUAUACCUCACUUCCUAUGGCCUACGACGCACUGAUGAUCGGUAUCGACCGUGAAAAAACUGUUUGUGUCUGGCCUGUUGCGCUCCUAGUGAAUUCGUGUUCGCAUGGACCGUAAUUCCCGUCCUAGGCUGGCAAUCUUCUUUACGACCCGGUGACGGCCUGACGGAUAAGUGGCAGUGACGCUCGCAGCAUCGUCGGGUCCGUUUAUGUUACUGCGACCGUCCGUUUACUCACCUGUCGGACACAAAUUUGCCUGGGACAGGACCCGCAUUGUAGGUGUCUGCUCAUCUAAAAAGGGCCGUGAAUUUUUAGAGGCCAUUCAUUCUGAUAACGCAUGCAUCAAACGACACGUAUAAUUGGAUACGGUGUACAAUAGCCUCAAGGAAAAGUGGAAAAGGCAUUAGACAAUCAGAACAAUACACCAGCAGGAAUGACAAGGCAAAAUCGAUUUUUUCGGCAUGUUUAAAUGUUGACUGUUUUGCACACUUACUUCACGUCUGAAGACGACUUGGGGAACCAAGAUCGAAAAUUUACAAUAAAACUUGUUAAUCUUUCCCAAACAGCUUAUUUCUUUCGAAUUACGAUUCUUGGGAUGCCUGUUUUCAAAUAUAUAUAUAUAUAUAUAUGUACUGGAAGAUGGGCAUCCCAAGAAACAUAAUUCGAAGAAGAAUGAGUCCUUUGGGAAAAUGAACAAACUUUAUUUCGUAAAUUUUCGAGUCUGGUUCCUCAGCUCGUCUUCAGACGUAUAGUAAGUGUGAAGAAACAGUCAAAAUUUAAACAAUACCGAAAAAAAUCCAUAAUGGUCUGUCAGGACUGAGGAUGGGUUGAUGCUGUGGGCUGAUGUCACGUCUUGAUUGGCUAUUACCUUUUCCAUUUUUCUUUGAGACUUGUGUACAUGGUACCAAGGUCGAUGCGUCGAUUGAUGCAUGAAUCAUCAGAGUGAAUGGCCUCUAGGAAUUCUCGGCCUUUCUUAUAUGGGCAGGAACCGACAAUGCGUGUUUUAUCCCAAGCGAAUUGAUGAUUCAUGCAUCAAUCGACGCAUCGACCUUGAUACCAUGUACACAAGUCUCAAAGAAAAAUGGAAAAGGUAAUAGCCAAUCAAGACGUGACAUCAGCCCACAGCAUUAACCCAUCCUCAGUCAUGACAGAGCAAUAUCGAUUUUUUUCGGCAUUGUUUAAAUUUUGACUGUUUCUUCACACUUACUACACGUCUGAAGACGAGCCGGGGAACCAGACUCGAAAAUUUACGAAAUACAGUUUGUUCAUUUUCCCAAAGGACUCAUUCUUCUUCGAAAUAUAUAUAUAUAUAGCACCGUGCUCAGCUCGUUGACGGAGGGGAGAGUGCGACAGAUGCUGCGCAAGUCACCGAUGCUGCGUCCACCACACUGUACGGUGCACAAAGGCAUCGUCUUUGGCGACGGCCGAAAUGUCGUAUAGUAAAAAGUGACCGUUUGAUCGGUUCCUAUCUUUCCUGAAGUGCUGGCAUUAAAAACCUCGUGUUAUAAGACUUCAUUGCGUUACUGAAAUGAAUGUUGAAUGCUGUGGACUUUCGAAGCUCCAUCGGAGUUCUGUAAGUCAGAAGUCAUAGGGUGCUAGAAGUUUGGUUUCAUCUUUCAGGAGAAGACUUUCAAUUAAAUUCAUGUUCGAGAAUGUGUGUUUUGAGUGCAAAAUCUAGUAAAAAGGCUAGAAUUGAAUGUCAUAUGUAUACACCAUUUCUAUUUUUUCUGAUUUUAGGGCUGUGCCGGCAAAAUACUGGAUAUAAUGAAUCCGUUCUAUAAAGGAGUAGGCGGAUUCCUCAUAGUACUAUGCAUAGUACAGAUGCUUGUUGCUAUUGUGCUUUGUGCAUUUUCGCCGACAAGCGGGGAAGAGACGGACAUUAAGGGGAUUUCCACUUCACACGACUGAAAACGAUAAUAACAACUUGUUUCCGUUGCAGCGAUGCAUAAUAAAGGUGAAUUCUAACAGUGUGUAUGUUCUGAGAAAAAUGAAAUGCCUUCCAGAUCAAGGUGAUUGUAUUGUUGACGUUUUGGAGAGCUUUGCCGACCCAACAUUAUCAAAGCCUUUAGCGAAAAAAUCUACCAGAAUUUUGAAAAGGCGGCCGAAUUAGUUGGCUUUGGGCCAAUAGAUUUUUUUCUUCUUUCGCUGUUCUGGUCCUCUGACCGUCGUUUGUGAAUGCUGGUGGCCUCUUUUGUUGUUUGUCGUCACGUCAAUUGGAGUUUCUUGCGUUUUUGCGCCCUGUUUUGGGUGAAUUAGUCAACGGGCUGUGUUUGCUCGGCAUUUUGAAGAUGCAUGUGACCUUCUUGACCUGGUCAUGACGUAUGUAAUCACCUAGGACUUUAUAGGCCGCAGUGAAUAAUUAUAUAGAGCAGAGCAACAUUUCAAAACGGACCUUAUCGUAAGUCACGCACUACAAGAUGUUGCAGAUGUAUAGGGAAGAGAGAUUGAAAAUCUAGCGUUCCUUAUUGAUUACAGGCUUCCUGUGCUCACUUGAGAAAUAAUGAGUAAGUUUCUUCAGCAUACAGUACGUGAACCGACUCCUGAAGUAGGCAUGUAGUUGCAAAAAUUUCCAAUGACACCGAAGCCAGUCCACACAUAUAGAGCAAAACAGCCAAUUAAAUGUAGACUAACUUAAGUCGAUGGAAACACUGAAGAUGUGUUUAAAGUCAGAGUAGAUUUGAUUAGAAAUACAGAGUAGAAGAAAAGCUGAAAUGACGAAAACGUAAAAAUACAGGCCUUUGGCUUUUUCUGCCGCGACAAGAUCUGUAAAUGUCUAUAUGAAUUAUGUAACGCCGAGUAGGUACUUGGCAACGGUAAGAUGUAGGACCCCGACUAACUUGAGGUUAACUGGUGAUAGAGGGGCUUUUACGGGAGGGGCAACAUGCAGAGAGAAGAGCAGGCGGAAUACAAGGAAACACAGAAAAUAGAUAAAUUUCUAUCGAACGUUUUAUUGUAUGCUGUCAUAUGGCAAAGAAGGUGAGUUAGAUAAUUUAAAAAAUUGAAAAACAGCAAUUUUCGAGUAAUGACAGAUUUUAAAUAAACCGCCACUGGCAAGUUAACAUCCGGUCAGGAAACCAAAGAUACCUCAACCGAGAAAAACGUGAAUAAUAAGUGCGGUUUGCGGUCAUACAUCACAUGUUGGAGGUGUCAGCUAAUUGGAGCCUCCCACCUACUGUUACCCAGGUCCUUUCGUUGGAGAAUUCCUGGUCUAUUAAAAGGAGGCUGUUUAAAUUUACUUUGCGUUCGAUCUGCUAAGUCAUGUGUGCCUACGCACUUGCUCACUUACACAGCACUGCAGGAACAAAGGGAUGUUCUGUGGGCACUUAUAUCAUUACAUAAAAUAUAAUGAUUGAAUUGCUGCAUACACCAUAGUCCAUGGAAAAUGGGGAUGUCUGUUACACGGAGGCCUUCCCUAAUUAUUCCACAAAACUCAUAAUUAGAAGAACGAACAAUCUCGAUUGCAAAAAGGGGAAGCUUACGCUGAGGUGAUUAUUCAGUUUCAUGGGUGUGACAACUAUAAGGAGGAGAACAACAUCCCAAACUGACCUUAUCGUAAAUUAAGCACUGCAGGAUGUUGCAGGAGUUUAGAGAAGAGCGAUUAAGAAUAUUGCGCUCCUUACUGAUUACAGACAGUUUGGUUGAGAAAUACUGAGUAAGGUUCUUCAGCACACAGUGCAUGAUGAUGAUGAUGAUGAUGAUGAUGAUGAUGAUGAUGAUGAGGAGGAGGAGGAGGAGGAUGAGGAUGAGGAUGAGGAUGAUGAUGGUGGUGGUGGUGGUGGUGGUGAUGAUGAGGAUGAUGAUGAUGAUGAUGAUGAUGAUGAUGAGGAGGAGGAGGAGGAGGAGGAGGAGGAUGAGGAGGAGGAGGAGGAGGAUGAGGAUGAUGAUGGUGAUGAUGAUGAUGCUGCUGCUGCUGAUGAUGAUGAUGAUGAUGAUGUCGCCCAACUGACUUGCCGAUGGGCUUAUUUGACAAUAAAGUUAGCCAGUACUUGUUUGAUUAUCAUGUGA